AUGGGGAAAACUCUCGCGCGCCUAAUUCCCUUCUUCGCCUAUUUCUACCACUACAAGUUCACGCCGGGAUACCACAACAUCCUGGACCUCGCUGCUCGGCCUGAUCCGGAUCCGGACGCAGGGAGGGAGAAGUUUCAAGUGACCACCUCGACCAAGCUCGGCAUCGAACGCAAGUUCCACAUUACGCUCAGGGACCUGUUCAUGCUCUUCUACGUCCUGUUGCACAACGACAUCAAGGUCAAGGUCAACCCCUCGGAUGACAAGACGUCCGUCCAAGUAUCGGAAAAAGUACAGGGAAUGUUGUCCGCUGCUCUCAUCGCCAUUCUCGCUCAGUUAGCGCAAGAGUUCCAUGUGAACCGAUGUGAGUUUAUCAACUUGGCCAUCCACGACUUCAGCGUCACUUUCCAGCUCAAGAACCGUAACAUCGCUCACGUCUCGCGCAUCGUCUUCCGCGAUCCCGCCACUGCCAAGCGGGACAUCCUGUCCGAGGGCGAGCUCACCAAUAUCUUGUCCGGUAUACAAUCCAAGACAAAGAGGACCGCGGCUGUCCAAAUGCUGUUGCGGGAGAAGCCUUGGGAGACGGAGGCGCAGCAUAGCCUCUUUGCUGUGCAUGUGGCCGGUCUGGUUUUGCCGGUCGGCGAGGACACUACGUCAAUGUGGAUGGAUGGAGAGAACGAGGAUUUGGGUCAGGUGGAGGAUGCGACUGGCCCAGUCAGCGAGGUUCCACCGCAACAACACCGGGGCACGUCAGCCUUCAAGAUGAUCCCCUAUCCGGCCGUUGCUGCAGAUCUGCAAUUGCACCAGAGCGUUGACACGACCCAUCAUCUGGCCAUGAAACGCUUGUCGGAUUUCCGCUGGGAAGAAGAUUCAACAUUCCGCGUCCAGGUGUCCCCUCCUCUCACGACCGACGAGUCCGUCGUCUCUACCACAGGAAACGAGAAAUCAUCCAGGCAGGAGCCCGAGGACUUGAACGAGCUACUGCGCAAGACCGACCAUCAGACCGUUCUGUCCCUUUUGUCACACCCAGACUUGUCGGUCGAACUGCUCCAAUACAUAGGUUCCGGGAGAUUAUGGGAUGCCUACCGCGUCAAACUCUCCUCUGGCUCAACACCGCCACAGAUCGUCGUGGCAAAGAUCUGUAAUCUGUACACGUUCAUGCUGGGUGACGCGAACAAAUACGAGACCCCCUCAGCGGCAGCCGAAGCGAUCAAGAUCGAGCUCGACUUGUUGAACCGCUUACAAGCGGUCCAAGGGGAGAUUGUCCCCCGAUUGUACGGACGAUGGACGGGCAGGCGUCAGUUGCCCAAUGGCGGGAUGACGCGCUUGGAAUGUGUCAUGUUGGAAGACUGUGGGAUGCCCUUUGCCCAGUCUGACAAGCUUGAAACCGAGUCGGUCCGGUUGCUCAUUCCCUCACUUGACUUGGGAAAAUCGCUGAUCGUUUUUGAUCCUAGGUUAUACUAUGACGACAAGGUGGAGAGGUUCACAACCGAUUUGUCAUCCAAUGUCCGACAGCAGAUCAUAGAAAGCUACGAGAGGCUACACAAACAAGGGAUAUUGCACGUCGACGUCAACAAACGACAUAUCCUUCUUCAUCCGGUCGAUAACAAACCACGAAUCAUCAGUUUCGAGGGCGCGAUAUCUGUUUCCGAGGCCCAAGCAUCGUACCCGGACUACAACGCGGAGGCGGAGAUGGAGAGGGUUCGGUGGAUGGUGCGCGCGGACGAGCAGCGUUGA
Cryptococcus wingfieldii CBS 7118 is the source of this 1734-nucleotide messenger RNA. RefSeq lists its product as hypothetical. The transcript is spliced from 3 exons. NCBI's taxonomy places the organism in Eukaryota, Fungi, Basidiomycota, Tremellomycetes, Tremellales, Cryptococcaceae. Gene Ontology annotation, molecular function: protein kinase activity; ATP binding. The record is from RefSeq and is a predicted model, not a curated record. Gene Ontology annotation, biological process: protein phosphorylation. Bases 1 to 1734 code for a protein of 577 amino acids.